AUGAUGCAAAAGCCAGUCCGCCUAGCGCCUCAGUCGGUAGCACAUGCUAUGUUCCUUGAUCAGAGCCAUGACAAUCCCUGCCCUAUCGAGACACGAUCGGCGUACGAUUUGCUGCCCACGGCCGCUAUGGUGUCCAUGGCAUCCUGUGCUGUCGGCUCGGUGAGAGGGUACGAUGAGCUGGUCAGACAUCAGAUUCACGUCGUCAAUGAAAAGCGUCCUUAUGCUAGAUGGGGCAAAGAGACAACUGCUAACAGUGGUAUAGUUGAAGCUCGGCGCAUCCUUAACGAAUUGCAUCUCUCUUUGGCAAGAGCAAACUAUACACAGGUCUUUGUUGAUCAAAUGAGCCCAGAUGUUGUUGGAAUUACGAGGCAUAACCCAAUCACACACGAUACCGUAGUUGUGGUGUCCCACACGGCUUUCAAUAAAUAUCAAAUCAGCAAGGAUCGUGUAUAUCUGAAGCACAUCCCGAUUGGAGACAAUUCUGUUUCGAAAUGCGAAUCGACGAGAAAUCUUCUGAAUCCGACC
Ostertagia ostertagi is the source of this 525-nucleotide messenger RNA. NCBI's taxonomy places the organism in Eukaryota, Metazoa, Nematoda, Chromadorea, Rhabditida, Trichostrongylidae. The record is from the annotation of a GenBank genome assembly.